CUGAAUAAGAGGCUUUUUCCAAUACUGUCACUGUGCAAAUGGAGUGAAACUAGAAGCAGUUCACGGUCCCUCUUGAACAUGGUUAACACUGUCCCCAAAAAUGACUCACCCAGUAAUACCUUGAAUUGUGAUGCAGUCAGAUAUAUUUCAAUAUCUGUUAGCUUAAUGCGAAAACACAAUCAAAUUUCCGUCAGCAGGCUAAUGAAAGUAGCAAUAACACUUUAAGCAACAGAUAUUUGAAGAUAAAUGGUGAAGCAAUCCACGUAGAAAGAAAAUAAAAACAUACUUGGGCAUAUAUUCUUUAUCUGAUGAAAAAAUAAACGUCAAACUGUUGUAGCUCUGUGCAUCAUUUAAAUUUAACGGUAAAAAGAAUUAGGAAGGUUAUGACUUUGUGUCACAUUUAACCUGAACAGUUUGGAAGGUAAUUUUAACAGUCUGCUUGUGAACGCAACUCGAGCUGGAGCGAAAGGAGCUGCCCCUCUCUCAACAGCAUCAAAUUUUAUCUUCUCCCUGGGAGGAAUAUUCCUCACUGUGAGCUCCGGCUGCAAUUCUGCAACAGAAUGAAACCCUUUUGUAGCAACCCCAACAAGUCGAACAUGCGGGUUUGAGCCUUCGUCGUUCACGGAUGCGUCUGGUGGCGCCUGUCGCCUGAGACAUCGGUUGCAAUCCGCGGCGAGACGCAGACGGAUGGGGGAGCGGUCGGACCGAGCCCCUCUGCUGGACUGGGAAGAGGUCCCGUCCGCGGAGAAGCCCACCGGUGUUGACUACAGGGACCGGCUAGCGAGUCCCUCCGACAGCCGCGGUCCGCCGGCUGUCUCCGCGCCGGAGCUUGGGUGGAGCGGCGCUCCGGGGGGUCCAGACGGCUGCGGCGCCCCACCCGCAACCUCCAUCACUCAGGCGGGCGCGGAUGGAAUACGGCGACCCGACGCGCUGGAACAUCCCUCGGAUUCAGGACCCGGGGAUGUGCCGCUGGAAGAUCGGAUGGUGACGUGGGAGGAAAAGGAUCAAAUCGUGUCGGUUUUUGUGGUUACGUUCAACACGAGAACAGGAAACAUGCUUGAGUGGUGCCUACCCAAGGAUAUAGACCUGGAAGGAGUGGAGUUUAAAGCCAUCGCCAGCGGCUCCCACAGAGUCACCACAGACUUCAUCUACUUCCGGAAAGGCUCCUACUUCGGCCUGGCCUGUUUCGCCAACAUGGCGGUGGAGAGCACAGCAGAGCGCGGCGCCAGGAUGAAGUCGGUGGGCAUCCUGUCGCCUUCCUACACUUUGCUCUACCGCUACAUGAGCUUCCUGGAGCACCAAGUCAGGCUCCAACUUCAAUCCCCAGGCCACUACUCUCCUUUGGAGGCCUUCUACGAGGACAAGAGGGCACUGCUGCUCCCUAGUGGCGAUGACGUCGUUUCACUUUGCCCUAUCAGUGCCUGGGGGGUCGCCAUCAACCAUAGCAUGCAUCCAGAAAUGAAGAUCACCCACCCGGCAGGCUGCAUGUCCCAGUUCAUCCGCUUCUUCGGCGAGCAGAUCAUGGUGCUGUGGAAGCUGGCGCUGCUGCGGCGGCGAAUCCUCAUUUUUUCUCCGCCGCCCGUGGGCGUGGUCUGCUACCGAGUGUACUGCUGCUGUUGCCUGGCAAACAUUUCCAUCCCGGGAGUGGGCGUGGCCGUGCCCGAGUUCAGGCCUUUCUUCUACGUCAACGUGGCUGACAUUAGCGCGCUGGAGAAUGAGCUCUCCUAUGUGGCAUGUACGACCGAAAAGAUCUUCGAGGAGAAGCGGGAUCUCUACGACGUCUACGUGGACAAUCAGAACGUCAAGACUUACAGGGAGGGUCUCAAACCACUGCUCCGCAUCAGCCCAGCCGACCGGGAGAAAUAUCGCAAGCUCACUGAGGAAAGGAAGAUGCUGUUGUACUCUCAGGAGGAGAAUGGCGACUGCGUGUCCAGUGAAGAGGAUCUCUUUAUUCUGUUUUUCCUGGAGCAGAACAACCGGAUUUUCCAGACCCUGAACGAGGUGGCCGCCAGUCCUGACCCGACGCUGACUACGGAGAGCAUGAGGGCCAUGGGACUGGACCCGCACGGCGAUCGGCUCUUCCUGCUCCACCUGCUGGAGAUCUACGGUUUUGACGCGCUGCUGGUGUCCGACCAGCUUUGCUGCAGCUGAGACGCCGAUUCCGCCUUCUGGAUGGCUUCUCGGCCGCAAAUAGCCGCCUCCUCAUUUAUUAAUUUUUUUUUUAAAUCUUCCUCUGCUGCCAGUGGGUCGAGCAACCCCCGCCCCCCACUCCAACCUGGAUACUGUGUUGCAUGACCGGUGAACACAGCCUGCCGUUCUGUAAAUAUUGUUUUGCCUUUCCCAUGUGGGUCUCCUCAGGCCUAGUUGAAGCAUUUAUGUACAAAUCAACAUUUCAUUUGUAAAAUGUGAACACUGUCGUUGAAGGAUGUAUCUGUUUUUUUUCUUCUUCUUAACCAUAGCUGAGACCAAAUUGAAAUCUUUUCAACGGGCUCAAAGUGGCGUCGACACGGAUUUAUUUAGCCCGCUGCCAGCUGAGCCUCCGCGUCCAACGUCCAGUUGGAGUUGGAACACUAAUCAAGACGAACGCAGGCCCUUGGGGAGGAAGCUAAGUCAUUUUCUGCUAGCUUUCGUGGUACCUUGACUUACGAAUGUCAUUUGUUUAGCAUCCAUCACUCAUAUCUUAAAUCAUCUUGCCCCACUGACGUGAAUGAAAAUCAACAACAAAAAAAAUAUGUAGAAAUUUUAGCAAGGACAUAAAGUUACAAAUGACUUGGGCCAGUAUGCUACCAUGCUAACCUUUUUUCCUCAAUAUUGAUGCUACUUUCAUUACCCCCCCCCCAAUUUUGCUGCUGUGGACUGAAAAUUUCCCCAAUGUGGGACAAAUAAAGGUUAUCUUAUCUUAUUAGCCCCCCUACAGUAUUUCCUAUGAUGUAUUAUCAUUAAGCUAGCAGACUUUUAGCAAAGACCACGCUACGGUACUCUGUGUAGCGCUUGACCAAAAAAAAAACAAAAAAAAUAACCCGAUUUGAAUAAAGCUCCUUUAUUUGAUUUAAAAUAUGAGUAACUGCCAUCGUUUCACUUUGAAACAUUGAAUUGUGUUUUGGUUUCGCUUUACAGCUCAUUUCAGCUGAGUGGCCAUAAACACAACAGUUAGCCGUAUUCUCUCACUUUUUUUUCUUAACAAAACGUCAAGUUAGAGCAUUCUUAAGUCAAAGUACCACUGGAGUUUCCCUACGGCUACAUAUAACUAUUGAACACCGGAUCAAAUGAAUGUGUUUACUAAAAAGCAAUUCCAAUCCAGUAAAGCCUCAUUGUUUUCCCCGACCGAAUUGUACAGGGCUCAAGCAAACCUCUUACUAGUAGCAGUAGGGGACACUCUGGUUCAUGUUAAAACUAUUUAUUUAUUUUACUGUCAACCAUUUCAGAAAUAAAAAGUGGCCCCACCGCCUGUGAGGAAA
This is a messenger RNA of Hippocampus zosterae (dwarf seahorse), 3458 nucleotides long. Its product is annotated as DENN domain-containing protein 11-like. NCBI's taxonomy places the organism in Eukaryota, Metazoa, Chordata, Actinopteri, Syngnathiformes, Syngnathidae. The record is from RefSeq and is a predicted model, not a curated record. Bases 688 to 2151 code for a protein of 487 amino acids. Gene Ontology annotation, cellular component: cytoplasm. The transcript has 9 exons.